This is a messenger RNA of Monascus purpureus, 1917 nucleotides long. NCBI's taxonomy places the organism in Eukaryota, Fungi, Ascomycota, Eurotiomycetes, Eurotiales, Aspergillaceae. The record is from the annotation of a GenBank genome assembly.
AUGGCCAAGAAGUUCCUGCUCCAUCUGCUUGUUCUGGUGCACAUGACCAGUGGCGCCCCUGCCCGAGGCACUGAGAUUAUUCCACUCCUGGCAUCCAAUUCCAUCAUCAACCGCCGAAACCUCUUUCUGGACCCGAAAUCGAAGCUCUUCCUCAUUCGGCUGCGGUAUAGUAAGGUGCUGGCGACCACUGGCAUGGAGCGGAAUGCUGUCCGAGCCAUCCCCAGAGCUCCAUCCCAUAUACUACUGGUCUAUCUGGUGGUUGUGGAGCCAUUCAUUCACUAUCUCCAUCAGGCAUUGAAGCUCCGAAACCGCCGCAGUCUUCUUUUUUCAAUUCAGGGCGACCUCCCUACCAGCCGCCAGGUCAGUGACACGCUCCGCCAUCGGACCAGCGCCCUGAUCGGCCAGGGCAUUCAGAUCCAUUCAUGGCGCCAUCUCGCCCAAGGCUUCAUUCGAUAUGGCAUGGGGGAACGGAUGGAGGGGGACUCCAUUGAAGCGCCAGAGCUGAGUGAGCUUGAGAAUGAAGCUCUAGCAGCCGGCCAAGCACACCACAGCGUCCGCACGGCCAUGCUGGUCUAUGGCCGGCCACAGGUUCAAUUUGGCAACCUCCCCAUCAACCAGCAGGCCGCCUACAUUGACUUCAGCCAGCGGUGGCAUUCCUAUAUCGGCAUGGGGCCUGAUUUCGACUUUUUGAGCUUUCUCUAUCAAGGGAGACCGCUGCCUCAGGCCCCCCAGGCCACAGCCAAGACCCCCCAGGGCCUAUCUACCAGCUCCUUUCCUCUCAACCAGCCCUGCCUGCGCUUCUGGUGGCAGAGAUCUGCCUCUUCACCAUCCCCUAAGAUCCCUAUUGGUCAGUUCAAUGCAUUCAUGGGCUCCACAACCCCCACAUUCACUCCAAUCGACCCCAAUGUCACUGAAGGCAUUCCCGAUGGUGACCCGCGCCUGGCCGAGCUGGAACCAGGCCAGCGACUGCGACUGCUUGCACACCAGCCAUUCCCUCAAACCCCUAGGGGCCUUCAAGCACCAGACCUCCUGCUUGGGCUCUUUCAAGAAUUCAUGGGAACGCCUCAGGCUGAAUUUCGAAGCGCAGAACAGCGUGAGUGCCUCUACCAUCUGCUGAAGCCAACCCCAUUCCUUCUCAUGGCAUUACCAACUGCUGGAGGCAAGACCACCCUGUUUCUGCUUGCUGCAAGCCUUGCCUGGGCGCAUACUACUGUCCUGGUGGUUCCCCUUGUUUCAUUGAAGCUGAACCUGCAAUCUAAGCUUCAAAACCUAGGUCUGCCAUGGGUGAAUUGGGAGGAUCAGCAUGAGGAGACCCCUCCUACCCGGCUAGUGCUAGUAUCCAUUGAGUCUGCUGUCAGCCAGGUCUUCAUUAACUGGGCCAUGCAGCUCUACCACCAAAACGCCCUGGACCGCAUUAUUUUUGAUGAGGCCCAUCUCAUCCCCCUGGCCCGCAGCUAUCGGGGGGUGAUGAAUGAUGUAAACCGCCUGAGCCAGAUCCCAGUCCCCAAAGUCUUUGCCUCGGCCACCAUGACCCAGCCUGCCCUGGACCAGCUCCGCCACCAAUUCCUCCUGCCAGCCCACCUUCCCCUGGUGGUCCGUGGUGAUAUCAACCGCCCUGACAUUCACUAUCUGGUCCAAGCACACCCCCCUAGGCUCUCUGGCGCCCGCCGCUUCCAAUAUCUUUUGAACCUGAUCCGUGAUGCACGCCAGGCCGGGCAGAUCCCCCCUAGGGGUCAGGUGAUCAUCUACCUUCCCUAUAAGGGCAUGGUGGAGGAGUUCCAUCAGGCCUAUCCCCAGGAGACAGCCUAUUUCCAUGCCAGCAUGCCAGAGGAAGACAAGACAAGGCAGGUGGAGAGCUUUGACCAAGGGCAGAAGCUCGUGCUCCUUGGGACAGCUGCCAUCGGGGGAAGGAUAUGA